AUGUCUCGGCCGGAGGAUACUCUCGCCGCCGACAUCCACUACGAUGACACCGAGGCGCGCAAGUACACCACCUCCUCCCGUAUCCAGAAUAUCCAAGCGACCAUGACCCGCCGUGCUCUCGAGCUCCUCGAUCUCAAGCACCCCUCCUUCAUUCUCGAUAUCGGCUGCGGGAGUGGCUUGUCCGGUGAGAUUCUUUCUGCCGUUGACCCUGAGGAUGGGGGUCCUCAUACCUGGGGCGACUUGAUGUUGGCCGACAUUGGCCAGGGCGUCCCCUUUCGGCCAGGCACCUUUGAUGCGGCCAUCAGCAUCUCAGCUAUCCAGUGGCUAUGCAACGCCGAAAGCAGCGAUACCUCGCCUGCGGGGCGCCUUACCCGCUUCUUCAAUGGCCUGUACGCCUCCAUAAGGCGCGGAGGUAGGGCCGUGUGCCAGUUCUACCCCAAGAACGAUACUCAGCGCGACAUGAUCACGCAGGCUGCCAUCAAGGCCGGCUUCGGUGCCGGUCUUCUCGAGGAUGAUCCGGGUACCAAGAAUAUGAAAUUGUAUCUCGUCCUCACGGUGGGCGGCGCGACUGCCGAAGGCUCGAGCGGUGACAUUACCGCUGUUGUUGAUGGAAUGGAGGACGUUGAUGUCAUGGAUACGAGACGAUCGACGAAGAGUGGCAGGGGCGAGAUCAAGAAGGGCAGCAAGGCAUGGAUCAUGAAGAAGAAGGAGCAGAUGGAACGCAAGGGCAAGGUCGUCAAGCAGACCUCCAAGUACACGGGUCGGAAGAGGCGUGUGGCUUUUAAGCCCCGCCUUUCUCGCCUUGUCCAUUGCUUCUUUUUCUCGCUCACCUAUUUCUGA
Messenger RNA from Parascedosporium putredinis, 840 nucleotides. The record is from the annotation of a GenBank genome assembly. Lineage: Eukaryota; Fungi; Ascomycota; Sordariomycetes; Microascales; Microascaceae.